Fopius arisanus is the source of this 4194-nucleotide messenger RNA. RefSeq names its product patatin like phospholipase domain containing sws (gene sws). Gene Ontology annotation, molecular function: phosphatidylcholine lysophospholipase A1 activity. Gene Ontology annotation, biological process: phosphatidylcholine metabolic process. The transcript has 8 exons. The record is from RefSeq and is a predicted model, not a curated record. Gene Ontology annotation, cellular component: endoplasmic reticulum. Bases 177 to 4175 code for a protein of 1332 amino acids. NCBI's taxonomy places the organism in Eukaryota, Metazoa, Arthropoda, Insecta, Hymenoptera, Braconidae.
AAAACAAUAAUGGCGCUGAAGUGGAGAGUGUCGACAUAAUGUCAAAGAUUUUCCCCGGAAAACCACUCACAUUAUUCCAUCGGUAAUCUCCUUACGCAAUUAAUACGUCAGUGUUAUAACGUCUCUAGAAGGGGUUACGUGUUGACAGAAAAGCAGAAUGUGGUUUUGGUAUAUUAAUGAUGGAGGUUGUGGAGUUGUUUAAUCACCUAAACACAAAGGCAGGAUCAUACGCCAUUCCGCCAUGGUUCUACCAGCUUCUAUCAGACUACGAGAUAACCCGAAACGUCGUGAUAAUAUCCGGAAUAAUUCUUAUUCUCUUCUUAUCAGUUCUCUUCUCAUUCCUCCGAAGAUGGAAGAACAAAGAGCUCCUGGUGAAAGAGGUGAAGGAAUUCGUUGGAGUAGGAAGUGGAAAGCCAAGAUUUCGUAAACGAGACAAAGUUCUGUUUUACGGUAGAAAAAUGUUGCGCAAAGUCAAGUCGAUAAGUGGUCAGGUGCAUCCAACAGGUCAGGGUAAAAAGCGUCGAGCAGUCAUGAGAUUUGCCAGGAGAUUAUUGCAACUGAAGAAAGACACUGUCCCCCAGCAGUUAAAAGUCCUGGAGCCACCAGCCGAGUAUUUAGAAGAAGACCUGGGACCUGGGGACAGAGUCCCCCCAGAUGCUCUGUACAUACUCCAGAGUAUUCGAGUAUUUGGACACUUUGAGAAACCUGUUUUCCUUAAAUUGUGCAAGCACACUGAAAUUAUGAAUUUACCAGCGGGCACAGCAUUAUUCAAGAUUGGAGAUCCCGAUGAAAACGUAUUUAUUGUCCAGCAGGGUCUCGUCAAUGUCUACAUAAAUGGAGUCGAUGGCUCGCAGGUGCCCUUGAAGCUCGUGAAAACAGGAGAAUCAGUCACAAGUCUUCUGAGUUUUACUGACGUCCUCACUGGACAUACCAGCACUUACAAAACAGUUUCAGCUAGAGCUGUCGAGGACUCGGUGGUGGUUAAAUUGCCGAUGAGUGCGUUCCAGGAGGUAUUUCAAGAUCACCCUGAUGCUUUUAUUCGUGUCAUCCAGGUGAUCAUGGUGCGACUACAACGAGUAACAUUUACUGCUCUCCAUCAGUACCUGGGGCUGUCAGCUGAGCUGGUGAAUCCAGGAUCUCACAAGAAAAAGCACAGCCCAUUCUCUGGGUCCCCUGUGAGGUCAAGGACGAAAGAGAACUUUGCGGUUCAAGUUAACGAUGGAAUUUCAUAUUCUACAUCGAAUGAGGGAAAUGAGGGUAACGAUUCAGGAUCGUGUCCUGUAAAUAUCGGUGGAUUGAAGAGAACCAAGAACAAUCUAGACUGGAAACUCCUGAAUUCCCCUCAACUCCCAGGUACUCACACAACAACACCUGACAUGGUACCAGAAUGUGACGCCCACUGGUCAACACUACCCUCGAGCCUUUCGUCUCAGCCUCCAAGUCACAGCAGCCAGAGUGGUCCAGAGGUGAUGCACUCAGGUGGUCCCGGAGGAUUCAGAAAAAAAUCAACCCACGAGCCACCACCACCCUUCGACGAGGCACACCUGGUGCAAAUAGCGACUGAGGCAUUCGUGAAAGAGCUUGGCCUAGAGGACGACUCAGUACUCAAGGAGAAAGUUCAAAUACGAGAGGUACCAGCAGGCACUUAUCUGAUGAAGGAGGAGUCCCACAAGGACGUGGCUCUCGUCUACGUCGUCUCAGGAUCCCUAGUCAUAUCCCAGAGGGGUGCAGAGGGGAAUGCAUCGACCGAGGAGAUCCACAUGUUCAGUGCACAUCAAGGAGAAAUUGUGGGGGGUCUAGCCGUUCUCACUGGUGAGCCCUCGUUCUACACGAUCAGAGCUAAACACCCCAGCCGAAUUGCCCUCCUCAGUAAACAGACGUUCUUCUCAAUUAUGAGGGAUACACCAACAGUUGUCCUCCAUGUCGCUAAUACUGUCGUCAGGAGACUCAGCCCGUUCGUUCGCCAAGUUGAUUUUGCCCUGGACUGGCUAUUCCUGGAGAGUGGACGAGCUGUUUAUCGUCAGGGGGACGAGUCAGACUCGACAUUUAUCGUUUUAAGUGGACGUCUUCGAUCUGUUAUCACUCACGCGAAUGGGAAAAAGGAAUUAGUCGCUGAAUAUGGAAAGGGCGAUCUAGUGGGGAUCGUUGAGAUGGUGACGCAGACUCCAAGGUCAACAACUGUUAUGGCAGUUCGUGAUUCAGAGCUUGCUAAAUUACCAGAGGGGCUUUUUAAUGUAAUUAAGCUGAGAUAUCCAAUUGUUGUUACCAGAUUGAUUAAUCUUUUGGGUCAUAGGAUAUUGGGUACUUGGAAACAGGUGCAGAGUCCUGGUGGAAGCAGUCAGAGGGCCACUGUCGAUGCCAGACCAGCUCAAGUGAAUUUUUCAACAGUUGCUAUUGUUCCUGUCUCUGAGGAUGUACCGCUGACUGCUUUUACGUACGAAUUGUAUCACUCACUCUGUGCCAUUGGACCCUGUUUGAGGCUUACCUCCGAGGUAGUGAGGAAGACCCUGGGGGCUAGUAUCCUGGAACCACCUAAUGAGUACCGGCUUACCUCUUGGCUGGCUCAGCAAGAGGAUCAGCACAGAAUUUCCCUUUAUCAGUGUGACUCCACGUACACUGCCUGGACGCAGAGAUGUGUCAGGCAGGCUGACUGCAUUCUCAUCGUGGGACUUGGUGACAGACCACCUAGUCUUGGGAGGACUGAGAGAGAGGUGGAGAGACUCGCCAUGAGAACACAGAAGGAGCUUGUGCUGUUGCAUAAGGAACAGAGUGGACAGAAGCCCAAUAAUACUGUACAGUGGCUCAAUAUGAGGAGCUGGGUCUCCAGUCAUUUUCAUAUUCAGUGUCCCAAGAGGAUGUUCACCAGGAGAUCGCAGUACAGAAUUAAUGAAUUGUACUCCAAGGUCCUCAUGUCAGAGCCCAAUGUUCACAGUGACUUCAGCAGACUAGCUAGAUGGCUGACUGGAACAUCAGUUGGACUUGUUCUCGGUGGAGGUGGUGCAAGGGGUGCAGCACAUGUGGGAAUGCUGAAGGCCAUCCUGGAGGCGGGAAUACCCAUUGACAUGGUUGGAGGUGUCAGCAUUGGCUCCUUCAUGGGGGCCCUCUGGUGCAUGGAAAAAAAUAUUACUACAACCACACAAAAAGCCAGGGAAUGGUCUAAGAAAAUGACUCAGUGGUGGCGCCAGAUUAUGGACCUGACGUACCCCAUGACGUCGAUGUUCUCGGGGAAGGACUUCAAUAAAACUAUUCAAGCAACCUUUGGUGAUACCUACAUCGAAGACCUCUGGCUUCCCUUCUUCAUCAUCACCACUGACAUCACAGCUUCUUGCAUGCGCACGCACACUCACGGAUCGCUGUGGCGUUACAUUCGAAGUUCGAUGUCAUUGUCUGGUUAUAUGCCACCAUUAUGCGACCCCACUGAUGGCCACCUCCUCCUCGAUGGCGGGUACGUCAAUAACCUUCCAGCUGACGUCAUGCUGAGACAUGGAGCACAUCAUAUUUUGGCGAUCGACGUGGGGUCCCAGGAUGACACAGACCUGACGAAUUACGGAGAUUCCCUGUCUGGGUGGUGGUUGCUGUGGAAACGAUGGAAUCCCUUCGCAGUACCCGUCAAAGUUCCCAAUUUACCUGACAUUCAAUCACGACUGGCGUACGUCAGCUGUGUGAGACAAUUGGAAGAGGUCAAAUCGUCGGAUUACUGCGAAUACAUCAGACCUCCAAUCGACAAAUUCAAAACUCUACAAUUUGCUAAUUUCGAUGAGAUCAAGGACGUUGGAUAUCAUCAUGGAAAGACUUACUUCGAGGGUCAAUCAAAAGCUGGUGUUCUUCCUCGUUUUAAUGCGGACAGAGAGACUGCCAGGGCUCUCCGGGAAAAACACAAAUCUGGAAGCCAGGAAAUGUCCUCUUACACCUUCACAGAUCUCGCUCAAAUGGUUUGUCAAGUGUCUAGGUACAAUCGUUAUGGCGAUCUCGAUGAUACAGACUCUGAGAUCGAGGAAUAUGAAGCAGAUCUCGAGGAAGAUGCACAGGAGGUCGGUUAUGCGUCGGAGCCAACUGCUGGAAUUUUGGAUCAAAGUCCUGACGAUAGCAGAUUGAGACGACGCGCUGGAGUAUCAUUGAGUCUAUCAGAUACAGAAGCCGAAUCCGAAUUGGAAUAUCAUCCAAAGUUAUUUUAAAACUCGAAAUAAAGACCAA